This is a messenger RNA of Mycosarcoma maydis (corn smut), 3318 nucleotides long. RefSeq lists its product as uncharacterized. The coding region runs from base 1 to 3318 and encodes 1105 amino acids. Gene Ontology annotation, cellular component: MBF transcription complex; SBF transcription complex. The transcript has a single exon. Gene Ontology annotation, molecular function: DNA binding; protein binding; transcription regulator activity. Lineage: Eukaryota; Fungi; Basidiomycota; Ustilaginomycetes; Ustilaginales. The record is from RefSeq and is a predicted model, not a curated record.
AUGCCUCUAAAUUAUUUCGCCAACCAGGACCAGACAGCUUCAGACACGUACGCGCACGAAGCAAGCUCUUUUCCUGCUCCAUCGUCGAUCUUGACGGACACCUCCAAGCCUCUCCAACCCGUGCAGGAGGUUGCUGCGAGCUCGCUUGUCGACGGCGUCAGCUUCACGUCUCCGCACGCCUCGAUCAUCCACGCGUCCAAGCAGUCCCCCCGUGCUGCUUCCAGCCUUAGCUUCACCACAUCCGCUCUCCAACGCGCUGGCUUGCUUCCCGCCAACCCCAACAUGUCUACCACAGCUACCUCAGGCACUUCGGCUGCAUCCGAAAGCCUUCAAAGGGUCAUUACCCAGGGCACUGCUUCCGCUGCUGCCAUCAAUGGCGCUUCUACCCCUGCUCAUUCCGGUCCCUUGACACCUGCCCAUCUCAAGAACUUGACCCCAGCGCAGGCCAACGCUGCCCUCCAAAAUCCUGUCGGCAACAUUCCUACCGUCUACCUCGCUACGUACUCCAACGUCCCCGUCUACGAGAUCACCGUCCGUGGCAUCGCCGUUAUGCGUCGCCGUGGAGACGGCUGGCUAAAUGCUACUCAGAUCCUUAAAAUCGCCGGCAUCGAAAAGACGCGACGUACAAAGAUCCUUGAAAAGAGCAUCCUCACUGGCGAACACGAAAAGAUCCAGGGAGGCUACGGCAAGUUUCAAGGUACCUGGAUUCCUCUGCAGCGGGCACAACAAGUCGCCGCCGAGUACAACGUCUCGCAUCUCCUCCAGCCCAUCCUCGAAUUUGACCCUGCCACUGCCGACCAGAUCCCCAAGCUCUACCAGCGCAAGAAGCCAGCCGCGUCGGCACGCAAUUCGUCGGCUUCGGCCAUCAACGAUGCAAGAGGCUCGACUCCUUCCAAAAUCUACUCGCCGGCUCCUGCAAGCCUUGGCGGCCCAAGCCAGCAGCCUCGCUUCCUCUCAUUGCGCCCGCCUAAGGAGACCCACGAGCAAGAAAUCUCUUCAGCGAUCUUCAUGCCACCUGGCACCGCCGGCCUUCUAUCCAACGGUACCUUUGUCGACGAUCGUGCAGCGUCAGCGUUAGCCUAUCCCGGCCCUCCUGCCAUCCCACCCGGUUCCACUCCGGCAGAGCAGGCCGCCCUUCGCAGCUACAACGUCUAUGGCUACACGCCUCAAGGCGUGCCACUCCCGUCCUCGGCUGCGGCAGAUGGCAACGGCACUGAAGCCGCCGCCACAGCUGCCUCGACCGGGGCUGGCAAACGAGAGGCCUCCGAAACCGAUCAGGACGGUGCCUCGGCGGCCAAGCGUUCGCGAUUGACCAGUCCGCAACAGCAAAGACGAGACGACGGUCUCUUGCUUGGCCCUUCCCCCGUCAAAGACCUCAACGCGCUCGGACCUGCCGGCGGUUCUCUACGUGCUGCCUCGGCACCUCGCGGCCACCGCAUCACUGUUGGUCCUCCCGACGCAGCCGGUCGGGAUGGCGCUGUGCCUCGCUACGCUGAUCGCGCCCUUCCCCCCAAGCCGUACGAUGAGGGCGAGAAGCGCAUGCGCGAUCGCCUCGUCAGCCUCUUUUCCGACGAUGGUGUGUUGCCGGGCGUCAGCGAGGCCACCGGCGCGGGCGCAUCUCAGUCUGCGGCGGACGAAGACGACGACGCUUACGUCGCCAAGCUCGACAGCUUGCUAGCUGAUCUACGAGAAAAGGCAAGCCUUGGUGGCCUCGGCGCAAGUGGCACCGAUGGACCCAAGGCCACGGUGGAUCUCAUCACAGACGACCACGGUCAUACUGCUUUGCAUUGGGCCUCUGCUUUGUGUCGUGUCAAGCUUGUGCGAACGCUGGUGGCGCGACCUCCAUGGCAAGGCGGAGCCAACAUCCAUGCUGGCAACCACGCCGGUGAGACGGCUCUCCACCGAUCUGUGCUGGUCACCAACUCGUACGACGCCUCGUCCUUCCCUACACUGCUCAACUUGCUCUCGUCCUCGCUUAACACUCGUGAUUUCAAGAAGCGCACCGUUCUGCACCAUAUUUCGCUCGUCGCUGCUCUCAAAGGCCGCGCCGCAUCAGCGAGGUACUAUCUCGCCUGCGUCCUCGAACACAUUAGUGCCGAAAAGAACUCCAAGUACAAGGGCCUUAUCGAUGCACAGGACGAGGAUGGCGAGACUGCACUGGGUAUUGUCGCACGACUGGGUAAUGCCAGCAUGGUGCGUAUGCUCCUCGAUGUCGGCGCACGCAAGGACCUUGCCAAUGCGCUUGGUAUUCGUCCCUCCGACUGGGGCAUUGAGUCGAGCGCCGAUGGUGCUUCGCUAACGCCAUCACAGAAUGAUGGCACAAACACCGUCGCGUCGCUGCCACCACUGACUGCAGCUGAUCUAGCAUCGCAGAACCCGUCCGACAUUAUCUCGGCACUAACUCGCCCGGCACAAGUGCCAGUGAUGAAGAGCUCCGACGUGCGCGAUCAGCUCAGCUCGACGCUCGACGAUCUUCAGUCUUCGUUUGAGCGCGAACUCAAGGAAAAGCAAGAUGCCGUCUCGACGGUCCAGAGUCAUUUGCAGGCUGCUACUCGAGACCUCGCAGCACGUCGUAAGACGGUCUCUGCUGCACAAGCCAAGCUCGCCGAGAAGGACGAAGCUCGUCAACGUGUCCAGAAUCUGCGUCGUGCCAUCGUUGCGCAACUUGGUUUGGAAGAGGCGGAUGCUGACUUGAGUUUGGAACAGCUCGUAGAAGAAGCUGCCAAUGCCGCUUCGGCAGCUCCAGCAGACAAGUCGGCAGAUAAGAUGGACAUUGACGGUGCUGAAGAUGUCAAGCCUGUUCGUGCGUCUAAUCUUGAAACCCUCAUCGACGACAUAUUAUCGUUUGACACGAUUCAAUCCGAUCUGAAAGCGGUCGGCACCUCUGCUGUGACGCAAGAGGUGGUCGAGCAAGACGAGUUGGUCCGUCUGCGCUGGCUCGUGUCUUUCUAUCAGUCCAGCUGCGACGAACUAUCCUCGACGAUUUCCGAACUGGAAGACUCGAGCGCGAAGAAGGAAUCGCAAUGCCAACAAGUCGUAGCCAUCUGCGCCAAUAUCCCGCAGGACAAGGUGGAGUCGAUGCUCGACGAGUUGCUUACCGCAAUGGAAAGUGAUGGUCCCGAUGUCGAUCUGGCUAGGGUGGCCAACUUUAUGCAGAAGGUGGGGAAGACGCGUGAGAAUGGAGACCAGCCAGGUGUGGGAGCGCAGCUCAGCUCGUCGACGAGUCUCAGUACGGCUGUGUCGAGUGGCGGAACUGCUGCAAGCAGCGUUGUGCCUGCGGUCGAGCGGGAUGGUGAAGACGCCAAGCCUGACGCCUAG